Messenger RNA from Medioppia subpectinata, 1088 nucleotides. NCBI's taxonomy places the organism in Eukaryota, Metazoa, Arthropoda, Arachnida, Sarcoptiformes, Oppiidae. The record is from the annotation of a GenBank genome assembly.
GCCGACCCCACACCCAACCCGCCACUGCCCGACCCCCUGGCCAUCGACUGUCUCGGGCAUAUCAAACGGGACGUACGGCUAGAGUGCGCACAAAUAGCGCAACUGCGCUGGAAUGUCACCCCUCACGACACCCCGUUGAAAAAUAUAUGUUGCUCAGUUUGGGAUGAUCUCGAUUGUUUGAGAGAGAUUGCCUGGGUCAGGUGCAUGCCCGUGGAGCUGGCACAUACCGAGCUGUAUUUUAAUGAGGCAAUUAAUUGGACGGAGAGAGUGGCCUGCGAUAUCGCCCCAUACCAUAGCGAGGAGUGUGUACUACCCUUCGAGGCUCCGCCGCUCAUAAAGGAUAGUCAUCUAGGUGAAAACACUAAAAAACAGCCAGCUGAUUUAACCAAAACAUCUGCAUCAACUGCCCAGCCCAACACACAAACCCCACAACCGACCACCGACUCGGCCCAAACCAGCCAGGCCAAAAUUGAGCCUACACCGGCACCAAUCAUCGAGACAAACGAGCUAGAUGAUGGCGCCAAACCUGGGCCACGUUUCCGACUGGACCGCGUGUUUCACGUACACGAAGCGCACCGGGAGUCCGGCCCCGAGUAUCACAUCAAACACGUGGCCAAACUGUACCCGUUUAGCGAGGAAGAGCACCGACAGCACACUGUGCACGGCUUUAUGAGGGAGUUUAGGGCUAUUUUCCCGAUGACCAUGUUUUUCCUGGGACUGGUGGCCAUUACGUUGGCGAUUGUGAUCGGCAUUCAGUACCGGGUGUUCCGACGCAACGAACGCCAGGGUAUUAAGGGUGGAGUGUUUUUGCGCCGCACCCACCCCUACGAUGUAGAGGACAGACAGAUGUUGAUCAGAUUUUAAUUGAUUAUUUUCUUACCAUGUUUUUAAUGAAUUAUUAAUUUUUAAUUGUGUUCCUUUAUUUUUCCUAACUGAUAGUUACUUUGAUUAUAAUACAGUAUAAAAUUUUUAAAUAUGCAAUUAUAGCAUUUGAGUUUUCUAGUCCAGCUCCAUUAAAACGUGAUAAUACAGUCGAAUGUAAUUAAAAUUAUUAUGGUUCAUAUUUUAAUAAAAUUAUUUCAAAUUAA